AUGGUGAGAAUGGAUCGAAUUACUUUGGAGAAGAAUUAUUCCUGGCCGUCCCCCGCUCGCCACAGUUCAUUACUACGAUCCUUUGUCUCUGCGAAGGAGUCUUUCGUACCCCCAGCCGGGUCAUCACCUAUCAAUGCAAGGCACUACGAUUCUGUCCCCGGCUUUGACGCCCAAAACUCUCGAGAACAUCUUCAGUCCGUCCUUGAAAGUGGUCUCGGAGGCACCGACUUGGAUUCACGAGAUAUGACAUCGAGAACUAUUAGCCCAGAGACCGACUUGGAAGGUGCUACAAUACGUGUGGCGGACGGUGAAGAGACCACUGGGAGGAUCCAAAGGGGUAAUCAGAAGAGAAAGAAUACAAGAAGAACUACUGGCUCUGGUGAACAUCGUAUUGGGAAGAAGCGCGCCUCGGUUAGCAGAAGGCAGGUUUUUGAGUACUCACGCUUAGGAGCGAUCCGGUCAGGUGUUGACGGACGCAUUCGGUUCAAGAUCUAUUGGAAGCCAACUUGGGGCCCUCUUGAGGACCUCCGGGGAACUCGGGCACUGAAAGAAGCUGAGGAGCUCAUUGUCAAUGCGUACGACGAAGUUACGUGGGAUGAGGAGAUGCGUAGGUCUGGUCGUCUUGCUUCAGCUACAAGAUCGAAUAGAUGA
Metarhizium album ARSEF 1941 is the source of this 651-nucleotide messenger RNA. RefSeq lists its product as uncharacterized. NCBI's taxonomy places the organism in Eukaryota, Fungi, Ascomycota, Sordariomycetes, Hypocreales, Clavicipitaceae. The record is from RefSeq and is a predicted model, not a curated record. The coding region runs from base 1 to 651 and encodes 216 amino acids. The transcript has a single exon.